Molecule: messenger RNA, 1663 nt
Organism: Gaeumannomyces tritici R3-111a-1
Lineage: Eukaryota; Fungi; Ascomycota; Sordariomycetes; Magnaporthales; Magnaporthaceae
Product: phosphatidylinositol transfer protein SFH5
Exons: 2
Coding region: 188-1366 (392 amino acids)
Biological process (GO): regulation of exocytosis; Golgi to plasma membrane protein transport
Cellular component (GO): cytosol; plasma membrane; cortical endoplasmic reticulum
Molecular function (GO): phosphatidylinositol transfer activity
Source: RefSeq, a predicted model, not a curated record
ACAUCCGAGGCGAAAACCGCUAGCAUCAAUCAAGCUAUCGUGGUAUUUCUCUCCAAGCUUCGGUCUUGAGGGACGCCAAACUGUUCGUUGCGCAUCAUAUUCCAUCAGCUCGAGUCGCUCCCCAGCUUUCCCCCACCAAAUAAUCGUGCGCCACGCCCCGAGGUCUUGCCUGGAGCAGGUAGACGCCAUGGCCGAUCAGGACACCAAGGCCCCAGAGGCCGCAGCCGUCACCACCUCUGCUGCGGAAUUGGUCCCUGUCGCCACGCCAGAGGCACCCGCUUCGACAGCGCCGCCGCUGGCCGGGACUGCCGCCCCAUCUGGAGAUGUUCCUGCCGAGAAGCCUGCCGGGAAAACUGAUGAAAGGGCGCCAGUCCCUACUCCUGCCCCUGCUGCCGCAGAAGCCCCGAACGCUCUUGAAGCGAAGUCUGCCGAGAAGACCGAGGCUCUGGCUCCUGAGCCUGCCGCCGCUCCUGCUCCAGCGGCUUCCAAGGAGGCUGAACCCAAGACCGCCGAGAUAGGCGUUCCCGUCGCCCCGGCCCCAGCCCCAGCCGCCUCAGCCCCGCUGAAGGACCUCUGGACCACAGCCCAGGCACACACACACAAGGAGAUCUGGGGCGUGUCGCUCACCGACCCGGAGACGCACGUACCAUCACAAAUCAUCCUGCAAAAGUAUCUCAACGCCAACGACGGUGACCUAGCCAAGGCCAAGGACCAGCUCACCAAGACGCUGGACUGGCGUGCCAAGACGAAGCCGCUGGAGUUGCUGGAGAAGAAGCACAACAAGGAAAAGUUCAGCGGGCUGGGCUACGUCACCACGUACACCACGGACACCGGUUCCAAGGCCAAAGAGGUGUUCACAUGGAACAUCUAUGGCAGCGUCAAGUCCAUGGAUGAUACGUUUGGAAAGUUAGAGGAUUUCAUCAACUGGCGCGUGGCCUUAAUGGAGCUUGCAGUGCACGACCUCUCCAUCUCGACGGCGACCGAGCGCAUCACGGCGGAGCAGGACCCGUACAAGAUCUACCAGGUGCACGACUACAAGUCCAUUAGCUUCCUGCGACAGGCGCCCGCUGUCAAGGCCGCCAGUAAGGAGACCAUAACGGUCCUGGCGGCCAACUAUCCGGAGCUGCUCAAGGAGAAGUUUUUCAUCAACGUGCCCGUCGUGAUGGGCUUCAUGUACGCCGUGAUGAAGCUCUUCGUGGCGCCCAAUACGCUCAAGAAGUUCCACCCCAUGAGCAACGGCGGCGCCCUGGCAGAGGAGUUUUCCGCCUCGGAGCUCCCGGGCCUCGGCGAGAAACUCCCCAAGGAGUACGGCGGCCAGGGCCCCGAGCUGUCCAAGCUGGGCAAGCAGACGCCGCUCGAGGAGUGAUGGACUGGAUAGGCGGGGUGCGUUGUUUGGCUAUUCCGGGACGGUCCACGGAGACAGCUGUCGCAUCACAUCUCUUCUUUUUUUUUUUUUGCAUGUGAUACCGCCUCGUUUGUCACGCUAUCCUGUUUCUUUGUUUGUUUCGUGCUUCUUUUCCUGCUCUUUAAAGAUAUCCACCACAAUGACCUUCAUUUAGUACCUAGGUAGAGGUAGCUAGACGCAAGUACCCGGUUGACUUGGAGAAUAAACGUCGUCACCCUGCCAGUCCGAAUACGGGAGUUGGAUGGCAUUGUUGAAGCA